CUUAGUCAGUUACUUCGCGUUAGUCGUCAUGUUGGCCAACUUCAGUGUGAGUUUACCCCUUGGGUUGUUCGAAUUGCUCUUGCAGGUUAUUUUGCCUGGCCAUACAACCAUAUUCUAUUACAAUCCAUCCCGAUUGAACUGCAAUUGGCACUGGCUACAGCAACGAAAUUUAUCAUCCAAUCCACAAUUUGUUUGGCACAGCUCAUCGCCCUAUACGGAUCUGAAAGAGAAACAAAAUAGUGAUAUAUUUGUGCUAGCAUGCUUAUCGGAACAAUAUUUUCAUAAGGAUUUCGUGAGACUUUCAAAGACCCUAAAAUUUCAAAGACAUGUGAAAGUGUUUAUUGAGUUAGUAGGAGGUGACAGCGAAUCAAGUGAAGACCUUUUGGCCUCCAGAGUGUUAAGAUUGUCUCUCCAGCAGAGCAUGUUGCAUGUCGUUAUUUAUUUUCAAGGAUGUUCGGAAAAAUCACUUAUAAUUUACAGCUUUGUCGCAUUUCCAAAGUUUAUUCUGAUCAAACAAAAUCUUUCGACUAGGCAUAUAUCUGGACUACAACUUUAUCGCAAUCAAUUGGAAGCUAUUCGUGGCUAUCAGUUGCGAGUCAUGCCUGACUUUUCCGAACCAAAUACAUUUGAAUAUGCGGAUGAGCAAGGUCAACUAAAAAUGGCUGGAUUUCUUUGGGAUUUCGCUCAGAAUUUCGCUGAUAAAUUGGGAGCCAAUAUCAUUGUAACCCGACCAGCUUCGACGUCUAGACGCUCUUUGGAUCAUUUACGCGAUAAUAUGUUGACCUUAUCACGCAAUAAUAGCAUAGAUUUAGGACUGCUAACAGUGUUUUUCCAUCGGUUUAGUUUACGGGAACUAUAUCAAUAUGCGUAUCCAGUGUUUUAUGCCAACUGGUGCACCAUGUUGCCUGUGGAGCCGUCUAUUACCCUACCAGAAGUGAUCCAACGAGUACUGAGCUGUGAAGCAAUCUCCUUCAUAUUUGUCGUCUGUCUGGCAUUUACUUUUGCCGAAUCAUAUUGCCAGCGACUGAAAUGGCUCUGGUGUCUGAUCAUUAGCAUCGUCAUUUUGUUUGUAAUGAGUGCCUUUAUCGCUCAGUUCUUUUCCAUGUUGAUUGGACGUCCUCAGAGACCUACAAUUAAUAGUUUCAAUGAGUUACUGGCUUCGGGUCUUCGAAUUUUCGGAAUGCAGGCGGAAUUCGAUGGAAUGGCUGGAGAUUUUCGUGCUAAAUAUGCGUCGGCCUUUCAGUUGACCAACAAUCCCAAAGAAUUGUACAUUAGGCGUAAUUUUUUCAAUACUAGUUGGGCCUACACCAUCACGAAGAUUAAGUGGCAUAUUAUGGAAACUCAUCAAAGAUAUUUCACCCAUCCUGUAUUUCGAUAUUCGGAGAAUCUCUGCUUCAACGGAUUCACCCCUUACAGCUUAAUCAUCUCAGAGAAUUGUGUUUUCAGAGAUACCAUAAGACUGUACAUUAUGGAAAUAUAUCAGUCAGGCUUAUUGGAUUAUUGGUUGACGCACAGUUUCUAUGACAUGGUCAAGGCCGGUCAUAUGCAAAUUAAGGACUACAGCACUAUCUACCAUUUGCGAGCAUUGCGCUUGGAGGACUAUCGAUUUGCUCGUUGGUUUUGCAGUGUCGGUCUGGUGAUGGCCUUCGCUGUAUUUGUUCUGGAACUAAUGCAACACUGGGUCAACAUAUUUCUGGAUAGUUUGUAAGUCGAGAGCAAAACGAUGGCAUAGAAUUCACACUUACCUUGAUGCUUUCUGUUCAAAAUAAAUGCAAAUUACUCACAAGGAA
This is a messenger RNA of Drosophila willistoni, 1790 nucleotides long. RefSeq lists its product as uncharacterized. The record is from RefSeq and is a predicted model, not a curated record. Lineage: Eukaryota; Metazoa; Arthropoda; Insecta; Diptera; Drosophilidae. The transcript has a single exon. The coding region runs from base 29 to 1708 and encodes 559 amino acids.